This is a messenger RNA of Actinia tenebrosa (Australian red waratah sea anemone), 1542 nucleotides long. Its product is annotated as piggyBac transposable element-derived protein 4-like. NCBI's taxonomy places the organism in Eukaryota, Metazoa, Cnidaria, Anthozoa, Actiniaria, Actiniidae. The record is from RefSeq and is a predicted model, not a curated record.
CGUGACACUCGAAAAUGGCAUCUCAACCAAAGCGAGCGAGAGCCUUUAAUUUUGAUAUUGACAGAGAGGAAGUGCUUUCUCUUAUCAUGGAUGAUGCCCUUAGUGGUGAUAGCAGCUGUGGAGGGAUUUCUAGUUCAGAAGAAUCGGGUUUGAACUGAGAAAUACUCGCUGAAAGUGAAGAAUCGAGUAAUGAUCAUGAGGAGGAACAUCAGGAGACCAAUUCACCACCAACAGACUCAGAUCCCUCAUCAGGUGAGGAAAGUGAUCCAGACUUCAAUGUUCCCCUUUCUGCUGUGCAUUCUUGUAGACCUGUUAGAUCUGGUGCUGUUGGACAAGCCGAUGCUGUUAGACUAGCUGGUGUUGUUAGACGAGCCAGUGCUGUUGGAAGAGCUAGUGCUGUUGGUAGAGGAGUUGUUGUUGGCAGGCCCCAUGGUGCUGAUAGAAGAGUUGGUGUUGGCGGGGUUCGUGAUCAAAAAAAUGUCGGGAGAGGUGCUGUUGGAGUCCAGAAUGCUGCUCAACAAGGGGAAAAAAGCUAUAACCACCCAGAUACUAGCAAUAUAUUACCACCCUUUGCACCUAGACGGCCACCUGGCUUACACUCAGACCAGCCAUAUUUGAGAAACACUUUAACCACAGCCAUUGAAUUUUUCCAUUGGUGAGAGAUUUGUACCAGCUUGGGAUGCCAUGUACUGGUACCAUGAGAAAGUCGAAGAGAAUUCCCAGUAGUUCUCAAAAAUGGGAAGACUUGGGCAAGGGGAAGAGAUCGUGGAAGCAUGAGGUGGGACAGGACCCCACCUGUUCUUACCCUGCAGUGGAAGGACAACAAGGUUGUUUCCCUCUUGACAACCAUUGGUAAUGCCAAUGAAAUAUGUCAGGUGACGAGAAAGGUCAAGACUGGAAAUGUCUGGAGGCAGAUCAAUGUCCAACAAUCAGCAGCAAUCAAGCAGUAUAACUCGUACAUGAAUGCUGUUGAUCGCUCUGACCAGAUCUUGGCCAACAACAACUGUCUCGGAAAGUGUGUGCGUUGGUGGAAGACUCUCUUCUUUCAUCUAAUUGACAUAGCUAUUGUCAACAGCUAUAUUCUAUUUAGGGAGCAUAGAGCCAACAACCCCAAUGUCGAAGCCCUUCGGAGACCAAAGUCCUACUCAAUCCUUGAUUAUAAGGAAGAACUUGUCAGACAACUAGCUGGUAUUGGUGAUGAUGAUCCUCUCCCAACUAGCGGCAAGGUCAAACCUUCUGGACAGUUCAUUACAGAACACUUACCUGUGUUUUCAGAGGAUGUUCGAUGCAACUGUGUUGUUUGCUAUCAUGAGGGGAGAGGUCAGCUGAGGGUGGCCUCAUAUUGUGAUGCCCCUCAGUGUCAGGUGUUCCUACAUAUAACUAGUGCUAGGAAUUGCUUCAGGGUGUGGCACAGCAAAGACUAUCACCAUGACUAGUUUUAUAUCUGAUUCAGUUUCCCCACAUUGUGCCAUAAGAAACCGUGUAUCAAUUGGCUGUAUAAUUUUAUGAACUAAAAUGUUUACCUCCUUUUGCCUUUUUGCA